Molecule: messenger RNA, 1835 nt
Organism: Hippocampus comes (tiger tail seahorse)
Lineage: Eukaryota; Metazoa; Chordata; Actinopteri; Syngnathiformes; Syngnathidae
Product: protein lifeguard 3
Exons: 11
Coding region: 162-1193 (343 amino acids)
Biological process (GO): negative regulation of apoptotic signaling pathway
Cellular component (GO): endoplasmic reticulum; membrane; Golgi apparatus
Source: RefSeq, a predicted model, not a curated record
UUUUUCUUUAAAACGAUUAAGAAUGUAACUGGAGCAUUCGGCAUAUGACACAGUGUUGACUAGACUCGUGUAAGUUACAAAACGCAUAUCCUAUGACACUGAGGAGUGGGGUGCGCAUUUAGGAGAGGGACAGAGCAGAAGGAGCAGGCUUGGGUCCAAGCAUGACAUCUAAAAUAGAUAAUCCUCCACCCUAUGAAGAUGCACUGCACCAUCCCAAGUACGAUCCCACCCUGCUGCAGCAAGGUUCAGCUGACCCGCUGCCUCCAUCCUACAGUCCUGGCCCGGACAUGUACGCUGGCCCACCUAGCUACUGGGGCCAGGCCGGCAUGUGGGCAGCGCCUGGCAUCUCUCCAUCUGCGAUGGCCACCACAAUACCCACUUUGUCCGCCGGGAUGCCUGCAACCAACCCAAGAGAGAUGGAGGGCUUUCUGAGCACACAGUGGGAGAGUACAUCUGUUCGACACGCUUUUAUCAGAAAGGUGUACUUAAUUUUAGCAGCUCAACUCACUGUCACCUUUUCAGUUGUGGCAGUCUUUACGUUUGUUGAACCAGUCAAGAUGUUUGUUAUCAAGUAUCCUGGAAUCUAUUGGGCAUCCUUAGUGGUUUACUUUAUGGUUUACUGCAUUCUCAUCUGCUGCAAAGAGCCAAGGUACCCUGCCCCAGAAAAGCAAGAACUGGUAAAUGGGUUUGGAUGUACGCAUGCAUUCAUGACACUGUCUGUGUCUAGGAGGCGCUUUCCGUGGAAUCUGGUGCUGCUGGCAGUAUUUACUGUUGCACUGUCUUACAUGUCUGGAACAAUUUCAAGCUAUUAUGAAACAAAAGCGGUCUUUCUUGCAAUGGGAAUAACAGCGUUAGUUUGUGUCACUGUCACGGUCUUCUGCUUUCAAACCAAGGUUGACUUCACUUCCUGUGGGGGAUUUCUCUGUAUUGCCGCCAUUCUGCUCGUCAUCAUCGGGACUGUGACAGCCAUCGUGCUCUCCUUCCACUACGUACCAUGGCUUCAUAUGCUCUAUGCUGCCAUUGGCGCAAUCAUUUACACCUUGUUUUUAGUAUACAACACGCAGCUUCUCAUCGGAAACCGGGAGUUGGCGUUAAGCCCAGAAGAGUACGUUUACGGAGCACUGUCACUCUACAUUGAUAUUGUUCACAUUUUCCUCUUCAUGCUCCAAAUCAGUGGUUCAGCUACUGAAUAAGCUCAAGGAGAGAGCACAACAUGUCACAUCGGAGCUUGGACUAACAUUAUCCUGCGUUACCUAACGAUUGUAAAGUAUGCGCUGUAAGUAUUUCAAUGUUGCACUUGCUGUUUUGCCGCCAACACUUGAGCACUUUGCAUUAUUCCUGUCAUAUAUGAAGAAGGGCAGCUGACAUUUGUUGAGGAAACCGAAACGUUCAUUCGGUAUGUUGCUGAUAAUGGAUCUUCCCCAAGUUAGUGUGUGGAAAAUCAUCAGCGAAACAAAAGAAUCCAGUGAUUUAUGCUUUGAAAAUAUUUUUAUUAGCCAUGAUUUGUUCUUUUGCUUUAGAUUAAAAAAAGACUCAUCUAGUUACAGGCAUAUUGUAGGAGACCACAAUGGUUAGUUGGAGGUAGUUAGGAUUUCAGUAUGGUAAAAACUGGUAGUUAUCUCUCUUGUGAAGAGAUCCUGACCAGUUGACUAGUGCAUCUUUCCAAUCUAACUCGAGUGCACGUCUCCUCUCUCUCAACUGUUGUUUGUUGUUAAGACAUCUGUUCACAACAAUCAAUAAAAUUUCCCUCUUGUUGCACUGACUCCAAUCUCUCAGAGUAAAACUUAAUCCCAGUAUCAGGUUAGUGUCUUUAAGAGGGGCACUAACCCAUUAAA